UGUUGCAUUGACAGCGCAUGAAAAGAUUGAAAACACGGGCUGCCAGCGGCCGCACAAGUAUGUCGACACGGAGACACCAAUCCUCAAACAGCCCGGGGUCAGACUACAGCUGGAGGAAACGUCGAUGUGUUUCUUGAAGGGACAAUACAUAUAAAGCUGGUCGAUAUCCGCCCUUGAUGAGAAUGAAGUGAGUGUGUGACUAUGGGCUGAAGUUUCCCGAUCCUGCACACUGACGAGCAGCUGCAGCGCUGAGAUCACUGCGCACAGUGAGGUGGAGUCCUCCGGAUUAAAAGACACAUCAGACAAAAGAAAACCGGUGACGAGUGAAUGAAAGCUGAAUAGUUAACACAAUGUGAACCAGAGAUGAUCAACUGGAUGGAAACUUUGGAGACACAACGCACCAAGAGACGUGUUUACACAAAGUGAUGUUUUUGGAGCACACAGUUCCGUGCGCCAUCAUCCAGCCACGUAAACACAGUUUUAGCACAUAGAUCAGACUUUGUAGGAUAUUUAAUAAUGUGUGAGGUGGCUAUGGAGGAGCAGGAGAGGGAGAUCUCGGACGCUGAGCCGCAGGAGCACAGCUUCGUGGCCGAGAACGGAGUCAUGCUGGUGGUGAAUCACAGCCAGGUCCGUGCGCCCCUCAGCGUCGUGUUGGCCACCGUGCUCUACUUGGCGGAGUUCAUCUCGGCCGCCGUGUUGUGCAGCAGGUACCACAAGACCGACGACUCCAUCUGGAUGGGCUGCACCAUCACCUUCAUGCUGCUGCCCGCCGUGCUCAUUCAGCUGACCCUCACCUUCAUCCACAGGGACCUGGGUCGGGACCGGCCUCUGGUGCUCUUCCUGCACCUACUGCUGCUUGGCCCACUUAUUAGGUGUUUUGAGGCCCUGGUGGUUUACUACAAAGCAGGUAAAAAGGAGGAGCCUUACGUCACCAUCUCCAGGAAGAUCAAUCUGAAGAAGGGGCAGAAGACGCCCAUGGAGUGGGAAAUCGGCCAGUCGGAGCGCAUCCUGGCCACUCACAGGAAUGCCUUCAAACGCACUGCAGUCAUCCAGGCGUUUCUGGGCUCCACCCCUCAGCUGACGCUCCAGCUGUACGCCAGCAUCCAGGAGAAAUACUUCCUCCUCCCCGUCAGAUUAACUCUGAUGAUCAUCACCCUGAUCUCCAUCACAUACGGGGCACUCGUGUGCAGCGUUCUGGCCAUACAGAUCAGAUACGACGACUACAAGGUGCGGUUGCGCCCGGGUGCCUACUUGUGCUUGAUUGUGUGGAGAGGAAUGGAGAUUGCCACCCGGGUCACUGCUCUGGUCCUCUUCAGCACGGCGCUCACCUACUGGGUGAUACUUGUCGGCGUGGUUAACCUGCUUUUCUUCUUCUUCCUCCCCUGGGUGGAGUUCUGGUCCAAAAAAGGUUCGCUGACUGAGAACAUUGAGAAGAACUUCUCUAAGCUGGGCACCACCGUGGUGCUGUGCAUGUUCACUUUGCUCUACGCCUGCAUCAACGUCUUCUGCUGGUCAGCGGUGCAGCUCGACCUCUCCCAUCGAGAGCUCAUUGAGCGGAAGCAGCACUGGAACCGCCUGGCCAUGUACUAUGGUGGCCGCUUCAUUGAAAACUUCCUCCUCAUGACGCUGUGGUACUUCUUCCAGUCGGACUUCUAUGAGUAUGUGUGCGCCCCGAUGCUGGGCGUGCAGCUGCUGGUCUGCUACAGCUUGGCCGUGCUCUUCAUGCUGCUCUUCUACCAGUUCUGCCACCCCUGCAGACGCCUCUUCAAGUACAACGUCCACGACUGCCUGGGCUGCGUCUGCUGUUGUAAACGGAGACGCAGGGAGAGAGGGGGGAGACGAGGGGAGAUGCCCCCUUCGUACUCCACCGCUGCCACCAUGGUGAUGACGUUAGAGGAGCCACUGCAGCUGCUGGACCCCCAAAACUCACAACCCCCCGACCUCAACGGCCACCAGGAAGAGCGGGAGACAGCUAUCGUUGAUGACAUUAUGGAAGCUGCCUGAGAGGGGAUUUUUUUGGGAUAUUCAGAAGUCAUCUAAUGUAGAAAUGCAUCCUGGGAGUAGCACAAGGCAUGAUGGUGCUGGUGCUGCAGGGCUCCUGAACAAAGUCUCGGCUGGUUCAACAUAGAAACCAGAGUCAUUUAGUGUUUUUGAGUGUCGGAGAACAAACUUUUGCCUUGUUUCUAUGAAGUGUACAAAAUUGAAAUCAUUCAUGGUUUGCGAGGGAUUUAUUCCUGAUGCCUUUUAUUGGGGAUGAUUAUGUACACUUAGGGCACCUUGAGGCCCCUGUAAACCAAAGAAUGUAGCAUGCUGAGUUAUGCAGCAAUGCACAAAGGCCGCCUUGAGAGAGCAGCAGCGGGUCAGGUAAAGGACUGAGCCAGGUGUGUGGGAAAUGUGCCAACUGUGUCCCAACUGAAAGACUGAACGGGACACCCUCAGCGCACUUCCUCUCAGGGUUUUCACACCUUCCUAUAACGUUUGCAUCUGCACUAAAUAGACUCGAACACAGCAGAAGGGGGAGGAAAAAGUCAGAAGAAGAUAUUUAUCUUUCUCAUACAGCUGCAUACACCUGCUGUGAUGAAUGCCUUGUGUUGUUCACUGUCCGGUCUAGUUGCCUCAAUUUAAAAAACAAUAACAAAACAGGUUUUAGUUUUGCAUAAAUAAAACAUGAAAAUAUUUGAAAAGAUUCUGUCGAAAACAGACUUUUAAAGCCUUUAGCAAAUAUCAGGUGUGUGUCCUCUGUAACAUGAAACUAAUACAGAAUUUAACCUGUGUUUGAUGUUGCAUUAACAAGACUGGUACUGAAUGAGCUUCUGCUUAAUUGAAGUGCUUUCACAGUUUUUCCUAUUUUUUAUGUGUUGUCUUGUUGGUUCAGUGCCUUGACUACUGUAUUACUUGAAAUAAAUAAAACA
This is a messenger RNA of Scomber scombrus (Atlantic mackerel), 2912 nucleotides long. RefSeq names its product XK related X-linked (gene xkrx). Lineage: Eukaryota; Metazoa; Chordata; Actinopteri; Scombriformes; Scombridae. Bases 517 to 2004 code for a protein of 495 amino acids. The record is from RefSeq and is a predicted model, not a curated record. The transcript is spliced from 3 exons. Gene Ontology annotation, cellular component: membrane.